Raphanus sativus (radish) is the source of this 564-nucleotide messenger RNA. Its product is annotated as 60S ribosomal protein L36a. The coding region runs from base 71 to 388 and encodes 105 amino acids. The transcript has 4 exons. Gene Ontology annotation, biological process: translation. Gene Ontology annotation, molecular function: structural constituent of ribosome. The record is from RefSeq and is a predicted model, not a curated record. Lineage: Eukaryota; Viridiplantae; Streptophyta; Magnoliopsida; Brassicales; Brassicaceae. Gene Ontology annotation, cellular component: cytosolic large ribosomal subunit; ribosome.
ACUAUAAGUUCUGAUUCUUUGGUUAGCGGACGACGGCACACAAGCUUCAUUGAAGGUCAGACGAGCGAAAAUGGUGAACAUUCCAAAGACAAAAAAGACAUACUGCAAGAACAAGGAAUGCAAGAAGCAUACAUUGCACAAGGUGACCCAAUACAAGAAAGGUAAAGACAGUCUCGCUGCUCAGGGAAAGCGUCGUUAUGACCGUAAGCAAUCUGGUUACGGUGGUCAGACUAAGCCUGUCUUCCACAAGAAGGCUAAGACCACGAAGAAGAUUGUCUUGAGGCUUCAGUGCCAAACCUGCAAACACUUUUCUCAGCACUCGAUCAAGAGGUGCAAGCAUUUUGAGAUCGGUGGAGACAAGAAGGGGAAGGGAACAUCUCUUUUCUAAGCUUGUCUUGUCUUAACUUUUUGCAAGUUUUGUUACUUGUGUCGGAUCAUGAUUCCUUCUGUUUUAAAAUCUUCCAUUGCCCAAAUUAAAAUUUCAAAUUAUGCAUGUAAAAGUGAGAGACUUUUUCAGAUGUUCUUUGCUCUAUGAUGUCAUUAUUUAAACAUUUUUGCUGCAAA